Messenger RNA from Jaculus jaculus (lesser Egyptian jerboa), 5066 nucleotides. It is a transcript of the gene Map3k13, whose product is annotated as mitogen-activated protein kinase kinase kinase 13. Gene Ontology annotation, molecular function: ATP binding; protein homodimerization activity; JUN kinase kinase kinase activity. The coding region runs from base 209 to 3109 and encodes 966 amino acids. The record is from RefSeq and is a predicted model, not a curated record. Lineage: Eukaryota; Metazoa; Chordata; Mammalia; Rodentia; Dipodidae. Gene Ontology annotation, biological process: JNK cascade; protein autophosphorylation. The transcript is spliced from 14 exons.
GGCCCCCGCCCGCCGCCGCUCGGCUCCCGCGAACCUUCCUCCUUCCGCGAGCCUCCGUAGACGCUCCUUCCAGCCAUUUAAAGCCCGGGAACGGAGCCGCGCGUGUAGGAAUCCUUCGCCGCCGUUCUGGAAUCCUCUUUCGUAUCAGACCUCUGCCGUAAUACUCCUCUGAGUGUGAUCUCAGGACCUUGGCCACCCUCAUGGCACAAUGACCAACCCUCAGGAGCACCUGAGCGGCUCCUCUUCUCCACACUUCCCCUUGAGUGACAGCAAAACCUUCUGUGGACUACAAGAUGAACUUGCGGCCAUGGGGAACCAUCCUGCACCUAAGCUCCUCGGGGACCAACAGGAAAAGGGGGUCACACAGACGGAGCUGAUGGAGAGCACGAACGGGCCCAUCGCCCCAGCAGCGUUGACCAGCGUGAGUGAGGAUUCCAGGGACCAGUUUGAGAACAGCGUUCUUCAGCUCCGGGAGCAAGACGACUCAGAGGUGACUGUGUCUCAGGGCAACAGCAGCACGGUGGAUGGAGGGAACGGGAGUGGGACUGAGGACAUCAAGAUCCAGUUCAACAGGUCAGGCGGCAGCAGUACGGGCUUCCUGGAAGGGCUGUUUGGAUGCCUCCGGCCUGUGUGGAAUAUCAUCGGGAAGGCGUAUUCCACCGACUACAAACUGCAGCAGCAGGAUACCUGGGAAGUGCCGUUUGAAGAGAUCUCAGAGUUGCAGUGGCUGGGUAGUGGAGCCCAAGGAGCUGUCUUCCUGGGCAAAUUUCGAGCAGAGGAGGUGGCCAUCAAGAAAGUGCGAGAGCAGAAUGAGACGGAUAUCAAGCAUUUGAGGAAGCUGAAGCAUCCUAACAUCAUCGCAUUCAAGGGUGUUUGCACUCAGGCCCCGUGUUACUGCAUCAUCAUGGAAUACUGUGCCCACGGGCAGCUUUACGAGGUCUUGCGGGCUGGCAGGAAGAUCACACCUCGGUUGCUAGUCGACUGGUCCACAGGAAUCGCCAGUGGCAUGAAUUAUUUGCACCUCCAUAAAAUUAUCCAUCGCGAUCUUAAAUCACCUAAUGUUUUAGUGACUCACACAGAUGCAGUAAAAAUUUCAGAUUUUGGUACAUCUAAGGAACUCAGUGAUAAGAGUACCAAGAUGUCUUUUGCUGGCACAGUUGCGUGGAUGGCACCAGAGGUGAUUCGGAAUGAACCUGUCUCUGAAAAAGUUGACAUAUGGUCUUUUGGAGUGGUGCUUUGGGAGCUGCUGACAGGAGAGAUCCCCUACAAGGAUGUAGAUUCUUCAGCCAUUAUUUGGGGUGUUGGAAGCAACAGCCUGCACCUCCCAGUUCCUUCUACUUGCCCAGAUGGAUUCAAAAUUCUUAUGAAACAGACAUGGCAGAGUAAGCCCCGCAACAGGCCCUCUUUCAGGCAGACGCUCAUGCAUCUAGACAUCGCAUCUGCAGAUGUGCUUGCCACGCCUCAAGAAACUUACUUCAAGUCUCAGGCUGAAUGGAGAGAAGAAGUAAAAAAGCACUUUGAGAAGAUCAAAAGUGAAGGGACCUGUAUACACCGCUUGGAUGAAGAGCUGAUUCGACGGCGCAGGGAGGAGCUCAGGCAUGCUCUGGAUAUUCGUGAGCACUAUGAGAGAAAGCUUGAGCGGGCCAACAACUUAUACAUGGAGCUGAGUGCCAUCAUGCUGCAGCUGGAAAUGCGUGAAAAGGAGCUCAUUAAGCGAGAGCAGGCAGUGGAAAAGAAGUAUCCUGGCACCUACAAACGACACCCUGUUCGCCCGAUAAUCCACUCCAACGCCAUGGAGAAGCUCAUGAAGAGGAAGGGCGGGCCUCACAAGCCUGGGGUUCAGACCAAGCGACCAGACCUGCUGAGAUCUGAAGGUAUCCCCAGUAUGGAAGUGGCUCCCACUGCAUCCCCUUUGUCUGGAAGUCCCAAGAUGUCCACUUCAAGCAGCAAGAGCCGGUACCGAAGCAAACCACGCCACCGCCGAGGGAACAGUAGAGGCAGCCACAGUGACUUUGCAGCAAUCUUGAAAAACCAGCCAGCCAGGGAAAAUGCGCCCGAUCCCACUUACCUACACGAGCCGCAGUCCCAGUACCCUUCUCUCCAGCAGCAUAACCCUGUGCCAGAGCAGAACCAGCAACUCCCCCCUGGCAUGCCCCAGAGCCACCACCCCAGGCUGAAUAUGCAUGGACAAGACAUUGCAACCUGCGCCAACAACCUGAGGUAUUUUGGCCCCGCAGCGGCUCUGAGGAGCCCACUCAGCAACCACGCUCAAAGACAGAUGCCCGGCUCUAGCCCCGAUCUCAUCUCCACGGCCAUGGCUGCAGAUUGCUGGAGAAAUUCUGAAGCAGCUGGCCAGGGCCAAGCUGGCCCCUGGAGCUGUUGUCAAACUGACCCCUAUGACCCCUGUCUCCAAUUCAGGCCAGAACAGUCUGGGUCCUUAAAUGUACCUACUGCUGAGCCAGUGGGAAGGAACCUCGACCUUUCCAAGUCACCAGCACACAAUCCCUUCUCAGAAAAUGCCCAGAGCUCUGAGAAAAUGGAGGCAAAUGAAUUUCACAGCUAUCAGUCUGCAGCAUCACUUGGUACUGCUCAUCAGUUCACACCCCCAGUGCUACCUCGGAAAACAAGGCCCCCUGAGAAGAGUGGAGAUGACUCCUCAGAAGAAGAAGGAGAAGUAGACAGUGAGGUUGAAUUUCCACGAAGACCAAGGCCCCAUCGCUGUAUCCGGAGCUGCCAGUCCUAUUCCACCUUCAGCUCUGAGAACUUCUCAGUGUCUGAUGGAGAGGAAGGCAAUACUAGUGACCACUCAAACAGUCCCUAUGAGUCAGCUGACAAACUUGAAGAUCGCCUGGCCGAGAAACUGGAUGACCUGCUGUCCCAGACGCCCGAGGUUCCCAUCGAGAUCUCCUCCCACUCGGACGGGCUCUCUGACAAAGAGUGCGCUGUGCGGCGCGUGAAGACCCAGAUGUCCCUGGGCAAGCUGUGUGUGGAGGAGCGCAGCUAUGAGAACCCGAUGCAGUAUGAAGAAUCAGACUGUGACUCUUCAGAGGGGGAGUGUUCUGAUGCCACAGUGAGGACCAACCAACACUACACCUCUGCUACUUGGUGAUAAAGAAAUCCUCAUCCUGAACAUCUUGGGACACUGGCAUCUCGAAUCCGUGCCAGCCCGAGACUCUCCCUCUCUCCCUGUUUUUCAUCUGGGAGGAGUUGCCCACCUUUACCACCCCAAGAAGCGAGCCGCAAUAACAGGAACAUGAGACUCCACAAAUCUCUGGAAAAAAAAAAAUCCAAAUUUCAAUCAAGAAUGGCAGGGAUCUAUUUUAUGGAAUAUAUUCUAGCUACUGUAACAUUGAUAUUUAUUUUUGUUGGACAUUUUAACACUUUGUACUAUAAAGAAUGAACUAUAUCUGAUAUAUAGAGAGACAUAAUAAUUUCUUUACAAAAAAAAUAAAAAGAGAAAGGAAAGGAUAGGAAAGGAAAGGAAAAAGAAAGAAGUCGGCUUUAGGAGCAGCCUCUGGAACUUGUAGGGCUGGGAGGCGUUUAGUGCUGCUUGAACCAGGUCUUUUGUCCACAGUGGCUGAAGAAGUCAGGGUGAGGCAGGAUGUACUCCUUAGAACACAAAGAACAGCAAGAGAAAUGCAAUUCUGGGUGACCAGUACACAUCGAGUUCACUCAGCUCAUAGAGCCAAAGCCUCUGAGGGCUGUGCUUUCUCUAAGAGGAAAAAAAAAAAAAAAAAAAAACAGCAAAACUGUACUUGUGGAAGCUGAUUUCAUUUCUUAAACACUGAGCAGAAUUUGGUAGUGAGGCUUACAAAUAGCAUCAAAGCUUAUCCUUGGCAAAUACGUCUAUUGUUAAUGCUGCCACUAUCACCACCUUGACCAAUGUGAUCAUCAGACUCAAGUGCCAUUUCUCUCCAGUAGCUUCUUUUCUUUCUACCACUUCCUUUAAAAAGGAGUGGGGAUCCUGAGAAGCAGAAAAUGUUAAAAUAAAGAACACCUGCAACAGUAGGAAAACAAAUUAGUAAAAGUUCCUUCUCAGGAUGGUUCUGUUCAGCCAUAGAAGCAAGAUGGAACCACCCCGCUCUGGACCCUCGUUGCUUAUCUGCUGGAAUCAAACUGACCCUAAGAGAGGUGUCUGCCCAGGGUCCACUCCCAAGCCAUCCCUUUAUUUUUGUUAAUGAACUCAUUCUAGCCCAGAAGCCUAGUAACUGGCUAUAACUGUCAGAAUGAAGGCAAAAUAAGCAACUUGCAAAAGGUGACCUGUCUCCCACCACAAUAGCAUUUUUACUAAAUGUUACUUACUUGUAAAAUAGAUUUGACUUCACUCUGAAUCACUACAGUUUUGAUUAGUUGGAUUUGGAAAUCUGAAAAAAGAACAACUAAUCCUCAGCAGGGAUUGGGAAGUGUUUUGCUUUCUCAAAAGCAUGAGCUUGUCCCUGUCUUCAGGGUCCUGGGCUCUGAAAACUACCCCACGGUCCUUCAUGGAGCCUUGACUUUAAGGGAAUUUUUUUUUUUUUCUUGGAAACAGGAUCUCACUGUGUAGUUCAGGCUGGCCUUGAACCAUUGAUCCUCUUGCUGGAAUUACAGGUGGGCACAACCUGUAAGCCAUGUCUGGUGAAAGGAAGUUAGUGUUUAGAAUUUUAUACACAAAUAUGUUGAUUUGAUUCCUGUCUGUCUCCAAGAUAGGCUACUACCAUGCAUCUUUCCACGACUGGCUGGGCCCUUAGCAUUGCAUCCUGUGAGAUGGUGGGAAGCAGUUGGAACAUGCAGGCAUUAAUGUACUUCCAACCCCGGUGGGGAUAGUGUCCCUCCGCUGGGUUUCGCUGACUGAAUCAGCCAAGAAAAGGAAGGCAGGAGGGAACUGAGAGCAGAUUGUUUAGUUGGAAUGAUCCCUCCAUUUGUUUACACUUUAUGUUGAGACAUUGAUUUAAAAUUUUGUGUCUAUAAUUUUCAGAUCAUAGGUAAGAUGAAGGAAAAAUGUUAAUUUAUAUAGACAACAGUAUUGUUUGCAUUAAAUUAUUCCAUUUUGUACAAACUCUGUAGCUGGGCUACAUGAAAGAUCUUAA